UAUUCAUUUCCAAUUCCUUAAAUCACUCUCUCUCUUCCUCUUCCUUCUCCUAAAUCUCAGCGACCCACAAUAGACAUAGAGAAAGAAAAAAAAAUUGGUAGCAGAGCAAACAGGGCAGCUUCUCAGGCAAACCUCUCCAAGUCAUCAUCUUCAUGAUGUUGUACAUCAAUCUUCGUGGUACAUAAUCCUAACAGGUCAUUGUUGUAGUUGUAUCAACCUUUUCUAAACCCCACCCAACCCCACAAAAUUUACACUUUCUCCAAUUAUCUCUCUCUCUCUCAGAGUGGUAGUCCGAUCCGUAUUCUAUACGUAGACUGUUCUUUGUUCUCCACAUAUAAAUACUCUGAAUUUUGCUUUUUCCUCAGUAUCUCAGACAAACCCAAAUCAACUUUCUAAUUCUCCCCCCAUAAUCCAAAAAAGAGAAAAAAGAAAAAAGGAAAAAAAAAAGCGCCACUAAUAUCACAUCCUCUUCAUCUUCACCAUGAACUCCGAAGCAAGCAUCAAUGGCGGCGUUCAGAUCCACCAGAGUCGGAGACUUCCAGAUUUCUUACAGAGCGUGAACUUGAAGUACGUGAAAUUGGGAUACCAUUACUUGAUGACCCAUUUGUUGACUCUGUGUUUGGUACCUCUAAUGGCGGUCAUUGUCAUCGAAGCCUCGCAGAUGAACCCAGAAGAUGUCCACCAGCUCUGGCUCCACCUCCAAUACAAUCUGGUCAGUGUCAUAAUCUGCUCUACCAUCGUUGCUUUCGGAUCCACGGUCUACAUCAUGACCCGACCACGACCCGUUUACCUCGUGGACUAUUCCUGUUACCGUCCUCCUUCUCAUCUCCAAGUCAAAUUCCAUCAGUUCAUGGAGCAUUCCAAGCUCACCGGCGAUUUCGAUGAUUCCUCACUUGAUUUCCAACGCAAGAUCCUCGAUCGCUCUGGUCUCGGAGAAGAGACUUAUGUCCCCGAAGCUAUGCAUUACAUCCCUCCCAGGCCAUCCAUGGCGGCUGCUCGUGAAGAAGCAGAGCAGGUAAUGUUUGGUGCCUUGGAUAAUCUAUUCUCGCAUACCCAUAUCAAGCCCAAGGAUAUUGGCAUUCUCGUGGUGAAUUGCAGCUUGUUCAAUCCAACACCAUCGCUUUCGGCUAUGAUUGUGAAUAAAUAUAAAUUGAGGGGUAACAUUAGGAGCUUCAAUCUAGGUGGGAUGGGAUGUAGUGCUGGUGUGAUAGCUAUUGAUCUUGCUAAAGAUAUGUUACAAGUGCAUAGGAAUACUUAUGCUAUUGUUGUUAGCACUGAGAAUAUCACUCAGAAUUGGUACUUUGGUAACAAAAAAUCAAUGUUGAUCCCCAACUGUUUGUUCCGUCUUGGUGGUGCUGCUGUUCUGCUUUCGAACAAGCUGUCUGAUAGGCGUAGAGCUAAGUACAAGCUCGUUCAUGUUGUGAGAACUCACCGUGGCGCGGACGAUAAGGCCUUCAGGUGUGUGUAUCAGGAGCAGGAUGGUAAUGGCAAAACCGGAGUCUCUUUGUCCAAGGACCUCAUGGCCAUUGCUGGUGGUGCUCUCAAGACUAACAUCACCACAUUGGGUCCUUUAGUACUUCCAAUAAGUGAGCAGCUUCUCUUCUUCGCUACUUUGGUCGCCAAGAAGCUGUUCAAUGCCAAAGUCAAGCCUUACAUACCGGAUUUCAAGCUCGCUUUCGAGCAUUUCUGCAUCCAUGCGGGUGGAAGAGCCGUGAUUGAUGAAUUGGAGAAGAAUUUGCAGCUUCUUCCAGUUCAUGUUGAAGCAUCGAGGAUGACACUCCACAGGUUCGGUAACACUUCCUCGAGUUCGAUUUGGUACGAAUUGGCUUAUACAGAGGCAAAGGGGAGGAUGAGGAAAGGUAACCGGGUUUGGCAGAUUGCAUUUGGAAGCGGUUUUAAAUGUAACAGUUCAGUUUGGGAGGCCCUGAGGAAUGUAAAGCCAUCACCAAAUAGUCCCUGGGAAGAUUGCAUUAACAUGUAUCCGGUGGAGAUGGUUAUGUAGCUCCAAAACACACAGUUUGAUUAGAGGCUUUCGAUAUUCGAAGGAGUAUGUGAUAUAUUAACCAGUCUCAUUCUCUCUUCUCUCUCUCUCUCUCUUUUUUUUUUUUUUUUUUUUUUCACUUUUAUUGUUCUCCCUAAUUUUAUUUUGUUUUUUGGUUUAUUGCCAUGUUAUGUGUUAUUGGGUUAAAGUCAUAGUGUCUCAUAUGUACUAUGCUUCUGUAAUUUGAAUGGCGUGAUCAGUUCUUGAA
This is a messenger RNA of Ziziphus jujuba (common jujube), 2249 nucleotides long. Its product is annotated as 3-ketoacyl-CoA synthase 4. Gene Ontology annotation, molecular function: acyltransferase activity, transferring groups other than amino-acyl groups. The transcript has a single exon. Gene Ontology annotation, cellular component: membrane. The record is from RefSeq and is a predicted model, not a curated record. Gene Ontology annotation, biological process: fatty acid biosynthetic process. Lineage: Eukaryota; Viridiplantae; Streptophyta; Magnoliopsida; Rosales; Rhamnaceae. Bases 482 to 2002 code for a protein of 506 amino acids.